AUGAAUUCAGUUCCAUUUUCUUUCCUCCCUUCAGUCGGCGAUCUAACACCAAUGAGCGUCAAUGUUUCCCGCACCCUAGUCGCCAACAUGGGUGAUAUUGAUGUGGAAGAUGACGAAGAAAGCCAAAUACAUUUGGAUCCCAAUAUUAGCAUCAAAGAACACCUCAAAAAGGAUAAGAUAUUGAUCAAAGAAAAAGGAAUGUUGGAAUUUUUUUAG
Molecule: messenger RNA, 216 nt
Organism: Lactuca virosa
Lineage: Eukaryota; Viridiplantae; Streptophyta; Magnoliopsida; Asterales; Asteraceae
Source: the annotation of a GenBank genome assembly